AUGGGGCAACUGAUGGAGACCCUCCAAGCUGUGGCCAGGGGCCAAGAAGUCAUUGCUAGGAGUCAUGAGGAACUCCGCUUGGCCAAUCAGAGAGCUGCCGCUAAUACUCUUGUGCCUCCACCUGGCAACCCUCCAAUCCAGAUCCAUAUGGGACCGCUGGGAGGUGCACCCCCGCUUGGAGGAGGAGGUCCAGUGAACCCAAAUCCUGUCGUCCCCCCCGACUUCGAGGUGGACGAUCAGAAUGAUGCCUUCUACAACCCCAGGGAAGAAUCGGUCUAUGAUGCUUUUGGACCAACCAGUGCUAAAAUCGACAGAAAGUUCCGGGCUAUAGAGGAGAAAAUGAAGGUCAUGGAGGGACCCAGUGCCUUCGGCUUGGAUGCUGCUGAAAUGUGUUUGGUGCCGGACGUGCAAAUACCCGCCAAAUUCAAGGUGCCUACCUUUGAAAAAUAUCAAGGGGUCAACUGUCCCAAGACGCACAUCCGAGAAUACUGCAGGAAGAUGGUUGCGUACUCGAGAGAUGAGAAGUUACUCAUGCAUUUCUUCCAAGACAGCCUAAGUGGGGCUUCAUUGGAAUGGUACAUGCAACUGGAGAGUACAACUAUCCGGACGUGGAAGGAUCUGGCUGAGGCAUUCUUGAAACAUUACCAGUACAACACGGAUAUGGCUCCGAAUCGGACCCAACUCCAAAGCUUAACACAGAAAUCUGAGGAAUCUUUCAAGGAAUACGCCCAGCGCUGGAGAGAGCUGGAGGCUAGGGUUCAACCUCCACUCUUGGAGAAAGAGCUGAUUGAUAUGUUCAUGGGGACGCUCCAAGGACCCUAUUACGAGAAGAUGGUGGGGAGCACCUCGAUCGGAUUCUCUGAUAUGGUGGUCGCCGGAGAAAGAAUCGAGAGUGGGCUGAAAAGUGGGAAGAUAUCCAAUGUUGUUGGCCCGUCUAAUGGGGCAAAGAAACCAUAUGUCGGUUUUGCCAAGAAAAAAGAGGGCGAAACUAACAACACGUCAGUGGCCAGAGGGAGAGGCAGAGCACAUCGAGUCCCCUAUCAGCAGGUGGCUGCCGUAGCACCUGGCCCAUAUCAGCAGGUGGCCGCCAUGACACCCAAUCCGUAUCAGCAACCCUUCGAUGUGCCAAACGGUCAGAAUGUGGGGCCACCACCAAAUCAUUACCAACAACAGUAUGCUCCUCCACAACAGCAAUACUACCCGCCAGGACAGCAGAUGCUAAGGAAGCCCGAAAGGAAGUUUGAUCCUAUUCCAACCACUUACGCACGCAUGCUGCCAUAUUUGCUCAAAGGGUCGCUAGUGCAAUUAAGGGAACUAAAGCCUCCAACGGUGCUACCGCCUGGGUAUGACGCGAACGCUCACUGUGAGUUUCAUAUGGGAGCACCCGACCAUACAAUUGAAAACUGCAGAGCUUUGAAGCACAAGGUGCGGGAUUUGAUUGAUUCCAGAGUCAUUACAUUCACACCUAAUGGCCCUAACACCAAUAACAAUCCUAUGCCGCCACACGCCGGUCCCUCCGUGAGCGUGGUUAAGGAAGAAAAGAUGAUGAAGCAAUGCGUAGGGGAUAUAAGAACUCCGUUGGCUAUUGUCAAGGAGCAAUUACUAAUGAAUGAGGUACAUCCCGGAUGUGAUGCCAAAUGUGAAGGCUGCUUAAUGAAUCCCCAGGAAUGUGAAAGGUUGAAGGUCGAUAUCCAGAGAUUGAUUGAUCAGCAAGUAUUGAUAGUGGAACAGAUUCCCGGUAUUAAUGAGGUAGACAUGCUUGAAAUCUCGUAUGGUCCCGUAUGA
Molecule: messenger RNA, 1785 nt
Organism: Lathyrus oleraceus (garden pea)
Lineage: Eukaryota; Viridiplantae; Streptophyta; Magnoliopsida; Fabales; Fabaceae
Exons: 1
Coding region: 1-1785 (594 amino acids)
Source: RefSeq, a predicted model, not a curated record